Messenger RNA from Rhizophagus irregularis DAOM 181602=DAOM 197198, 1498 nucleotides. RefSeq lists its product as uncharacterized. Gene Ontology annotation, molecular function: ubiquitin protein ligase binding. The record is from RefSeq and is a predicted model, not a curated record. Gene Ontology annotation, biological process: regulation of proteolysis; proteasome-mediated ubiquitin-dependent protein catabolic process. NCBI's taxonomy places the organism in Eukaryota, Fungi, Glomeromycota, Glomeromycetes, Glomerales, Glomeraceae. Gene Ontology annotation, cellular component: cytoplasm.
AUGGAAGUGUUGACAUGAGUUCAUAUUGUUUUCACGUCAUCAUUUUUCACAAAAUAAUUUCUUUUAUGUUUCUUUCUUUCCCGUACCCGCGAGUAGCUUCUUGAUGCCAAACAAAUUUUCUUUGAUCUUUGUUUUUAUGAACACAAAUUGUUUUUAUCUUGUUCUAGAUUAUUUAUGAUUUAAUUUUUUUUUUCUCUAAUGACUCUAUAUAACUCCUUAGAAAACGGUUUAUCCGUUCGCGGUCACGACUUAACAGGGAAAGCGGAUCGGCUCUUGCCAGAGGUAACGAAAUCCGUGAUAUGAAUACAGACCAGGCAACGCGACAACCUUCGAAACAUGCUCAGGAUCACUUCACUUAUUCUUGGACGAUCAGAAGUUUUAAUGAACUCGUUACGUUUUACCCCAAUGCCGGUUUUGUUUUAAGUGACAGAUUCUGGUCACCACGACCUCCGUUAACGACUGAUUUUUCUCCAACAAAAAACAAACAAAACGAUCAUCCAUACUUAUGGCGUAUAAAGCUAUAUCCUAACGGCGUAAAUGAAGCAGCAAAAGGCCAUAUAUCUUUAUAUUUGGUAGCUAUACAAACUCCUUACGAAAAAGAAACAAAUAUAACAUUUCGAGAUAAAACUUUUAAGUUAGAAGUAUAUCGUCUAACAUCGGAUCCUAAUUCAACACCAUUUUCUUCAUCAAUUCCUACUCUCAUUCGAAAUGAGACGUUUACUAUGAAAUUCGAAUUUGAUGGUUUAGAUGAUUUUGGUCGUCAUCGUUUUUGUUCAUUUGAAAAUUUAUUUCCAAAUAGUGAUACAAGUGCAGAUAUUGAUUUGCUUGUAAAAGUUCAUGUUUUUAAUACGACCACAACUGAUGAUACUUCAGAUGAACCUAUAGAACAAAUUGAAUCUGAAUUCCCUUCCUUUAAACAGCAUCUAGAUGAUGGAAAGUUUAGUGACGUAGAAUUCACUUUUGAUUGUGGAUCAGUUAUAAAAGCACAUCGAAUAAUUCUUGCGACGAGAUCAUCUUAUUUUGAAAAAUUAUUGGGUGAUAAAUGGAAAGAAGGACAAAUGAAAACAAUACCUAUAAAACAUAUGGAAUAUACUACUUUUCGUUCUAUAUUAUAUUACCUUUACACGGGCAAAUUAGAAGUUAGAUUAGAAUUUGAUGUAUUAAAAGAUGUUUAUUCAAAAGCUGAUAUGUUAAAUUUAGAAAGAUUCGGUGAAAUGGUAGCCGAACGGAUUGCGGAUAUGGUAAAUAGUGAUAAUUGGGAUGAAAUAUUACUGUUAGCAUGGGAAGUUGGUGAUACCCGCUUAAAAGAAGCCGCACUAGAAUAUGCAGUAACAAGGUGGGAUGAAAUUAGAGAUAGUGAGAAUAUGAAAAGGGUAAUGGCUUGUGGUAAUAUGGGUUGGAUUGAAGAGUUAAUGAAAGCUAGAUAUAUAAGUAUGCAAAUUUCAUAAAUUAUAUGUUUUCUCCCUAUUUAAGAAACUUGUUUAUUUAUAAUCAAAUA